Messenger RNA from Protopolystoma xenopodis, 1455 nucleotides. NCBI's taxonomy places the organism in Eukaryota, Metazoa, Platyhelminthes, Monogenea, Polystomatidea, Polystomatidae. The record is from the annotation of a GenBank genome assembly.
AUGUAUUGGUCACACGGUCGUAAUUGUCUCACUAAUGCCAUUUUCCUCAGACGUUUCUUCAUGCACAUGUGUUUUAUGCCCUCAUUUCUUAUAUCUUUUCCAAUCGGCAAUGACUUAUCUCCAUUCCUUAUUCAUGUCACCGACCUUGGACUUCUUAACGAGGACCGUGUUGUCUGGGAGGCCUUGAACGAUGUGGACGGUGAUACUCAGUUUGUGGAUGCAAAUUUCAGCCUGUUCGCUCCUCCCACUACAGCUUCUGGUGGCGGCGGCAGCUCACUUUUAUAUGGCGGUACCGGCUUGAAGCCUACUCCGGUCUCCAUUUAUUCGAAUUCUGGAUCUUCAUCUACGGCAGCGGAUACACAAACUUCUUCCAUCUCUGAAGAAAAUCCUAUGAACAUUCUUACUCAAUUUCCUCCCCCUACUGCCCUGAUUACCUCUACAGCAAGUAACAACGUUAUUUCUCCUCCCUCGUUAUCUUUUUCGCGCCCCGCCUGUAGCACACUAGACUACAAUGUUAUCCUUUCUUCUAACGCUGGGCCUAAUGCAACACCCGUCUGUGCCGUCACAAAUGCCGUUGCUUUUUCUCCUAGCACGACUACCAUAACUACAAAAACCACCAGUACUACUGCCACCUUACCAUUAUUACCCUCUUCCUCUCACUCAUUUACCUCAGCCUCGACUUCGGCAUCAAAUAUCAAUGACGUUGUCCAAGACUCAUCACUUCCCAUCGUUUCCCCCCAUUCUCGUGAUGAAAAGCUAUCUGGCAAAGAAGGAGAUUCUAUCGAUAGGUUAGUUGAAAAGAUUGAAACAACACUACCAAGCAAGGAAAAAGGAUUGGAAAAAGAUAUAUUGUCAGAAAUGACAGCACCUUCCACCGUUGAAUCUCAUAGUUCAUCAUCAGAAACACUUCAUGGACAGAGAUCUAUUCCAUCUUCGCUAACUAAGUCCCUUGCUGAGACGAGGAAAAUAGGGGCCGAAGGACCUGAACUAGCAGCUAGGGGAACUGUUUUUAGUACUGGAAUUGAUAAAUUUCAAUGCGCUGGAUCCAUGUUGACUGAUACAACCUCGGUUUCCACUUGUCUUGAACAAGAAAACCAGGAAAAACAAGGAAAGCAACUGCUAUCUGACUACGAGCUUGCCGUGGCACUUCAACGUGAAGAGGAUGAGGCGGCUACGGUGUUAGCUCAUAGACGCUCAACUAUGCAGCAAGAAGGACUCAAAUUGCCUCAGAGUAGAAGCGACAAAAGUAAUCAUUCCCUUAUGCUUCCUUCGCAGACUUCACCGUCUCCGGCUUUAUCUUCGGCACCAGAAGCAGACACUUGCGCUGGCCAUGCAAUGUCAGAUCGUGAGUUGGCUCUUUUGCUUCAAGAGGACGAGUUCGAGCUGGCUGAUGCUGAGUCAGCCGCAGCGGCAGGUUCAUCUUCAGUGGCAUCUGGUGAGAUGACAGUUUUAUAG